This is a messenger RNA of Triticum aestivum (bread wheat), 2236 nucleotides long. RefSeq lists its product as uncharacterized. NCBI's taxonomy places the organism in Eukaryota, Viridiplantae, Streptophyta, Magnoliopsida, Poales, Poaceae. The record is from RefSeq and is a predicted model, not a curated record. Gene Ontology annotation, molecular function: protein binding; xenobiotic transmembrane transporter activity; antiporter activity. Gene Ontology annotation, biological process: xenobiotic detoxification by transmembrane export across the plasma membrane. Gene Ontology annotation, cellular component: membrane.
GUCCAAUCCCCCCAAACCCUUGACCACUGACUGACCGCCGGCCGCUUUCUCCUUCGCCCUUCUCCUCUACGGCGACGCCCGGCCGCCCGGCUGCUCACCGCCGGCGCUCUCGCUGACGGCGAUGUCGUCUUCGGAGCUGCGGCCGCGCCCCGCCACCUCCUUCUCCGGCGACCUGCCCGAGGACGCGCUGUACGAGGUCCUCCUCCGCAUCCCGGCCAAGGAGCUCUGCCGCCUCCGCGCCGUUUGCCCCGCCUGGCGCGCCCUCACCUCCGACCCGCCCUUCGUCGCGGCGCACAUGUCCCGACACCGCACGGCGCCCCCGCUCCUCGCCAUUGCCUACCGCGACGACAGUGAGGUCAACGGCGUUGCGAUUUCGGAUCUGUCGGGCAACGUCGUGAGGCGGAUUCCAGUCACUGGGUAUGAGAUUGUUAUGGUGAACCAGUCGGGUGAUGCCGUUCGCCGGAUCUCAAGCAAGGACGAGCAUGAUAGCAUCCGUGUUGUGCGCAGCCGGCUAGACCUCGUGUGUUUCCACUGGAAUGUGUACUCUAGGACCUUCUGGGUGCUGAACCCGGUCACUGGAGCUACUCUCGACUUACCGAUGGGCCACUCGAAGGAAUUGGAGCAUGAGCUGGAGGUACAGGGAAGAAAAUGGGGCUGCCAUGUCGAGUGGUGCGCUUUUGGGAAGGUCUCCUCUACCAGAGAGUACAAGGCGCUCCGCAUCUGUAGCAUUCGUGACCGGCAGGUAUGUGAGGUUAUCACCUUUGAUGACACCAACCAUGGAAGCUGGAGGAGAAAGCAGGACCCGCCGUCCCGUAUCUGUACCGGUCUCCAGAUGAGAUGCGUGGUCGUCGAUGAGGUGGUCUACUUCUUGAUGGAUUUUCACUACACAUACUUUGAAACCGGGGUUAUAGCCAUUGUGCCUGGUAGCAUAGCUUCGUUCAACCUCGAGAAGGAGGAGUGGGGUGUUCUACCUGGUCCAGAACAGGUGAAGAGGUUUGUGCAAGAGAACAAGAAAUACAGUUACUCACAGCUUGAGCUCCAGUUAUCAUUGGCUGAGUUGAACGGCUGCUUAGUUGUGGUUCAUAAUAUUCAUAAGGUAUCUAUGGACUUGUGGUUUUUGACAGAUUUUGAGAAAGCUCGGCAUGGGGAGCGCGGUGGAGAUGCUGUGCGGGCCGUCCCGAUCACCGUUCUCUACAUGUUCUCCCGCUCCAUCCCCAUCCUCCAGAUCGCCGGCGCCGCGGCCGGCGCCAACUUCCCGAUCCAGAAAUUCUUGCAGGCGCAGAGCAUCAUAGCGACCACCGCCUACAUCUCGGCAGCCACGCUCGUUGUCCACCUUGUCCUCAGCGACCUCGUCGUCUACCAGUUCGGGCUGGGGCUUCUGGGCGCCUCGCUCAUGCUCAGCACCAGCUGGUGGAUCAUCGCAUUCUCCGGUCUGCCUGAAUUUUUAAAGCUGUCCCUUGCCUCUGCUGUCAUGCUCUGCCUCGAGACAUGGUACUUCCAGAUACUCGUGCUCAUUGUCGGCCUCCUCAAGGACCCCGAACUGGCUCUCGCAUCGCUCGCUGUUUGUAUGACCAUUUCACAAUGGGUGCUCAUGAACCAGGUAAAGUUGCCACUUCUGAAGUUUUCACUUGCAUCAGUUUGCAGCAGUGUCAGGGUGAGCAAUGAGCUUGGUGCGGGCAACCCCAAAUCAGCGGUGUUAUCAGUCGUGGUGGUGACGAUGUUGUCGUUCGUCCUAUCAGUUAUAAUCUCGGUAGUCAUCCCGCUCUUCAAUGACUACAUCAGCUACAUUUACACCGGCGGCGAAAAUGUGGCAGUGGCCGUGUCCAAGCUGACCCCACUCCUGGCACUCACCAUAAUCCUCAAUGGCAUCCAACCGGUGCUAUCAGGGGUAGCCGUGGGCUGUGGUUGGCAAGCGUUUGUCGCCUAUGUCAACAUCGGCUGCUACUAUGCCGUGGGCAUCCCCCUUGGCUUCCUCCUUGGCUUCUACUUCGACCUCGGUGCAGUGGGCAUAUGGAGUGGUAUGAUUGGAGGUACAUUGAUGCAGACUGUGAUCCUAGUGUGGGUUACCUUGAGGACAGACUGGAAUAAAGAGGUCUCCAUGGGGAUCAACAUUGAUAUGGGGUAUUAUCAAGAUCAUCUGGAAGCACUACUGCAGGAUGCUGCUAACGCGACACUACGAUCAGAGACCCUUUCAGAAACUGUGUGCGAUGCCAUAAUUGCAAACGGUGUUGUAUGA